Messenger RNA from Saxophila tyrrhenica, 780 nucleotides. RefSeq lists its product as uncharacterized. The record is from RefSeq and is a predicted model, not a curated record. Gene Ontology annotation, molecular function: kinase activity; ATP binding. The transcript has 2 exons. Gene Ontology annotation, cellular component: cytoplasm. Lineage: Eukaryota; Fungi; Ascomycota; Dothideomycetes; Mycosphaerellales; Extremaceae. The coding region runs from base 1 to 780 and encodes 259 amino acids.
AUGUAUCAAGACUAUGCUGCUCAGCAGCUUGCCAACCGGCUCGUGCAGCAUUACGGGAGGAUUCCUCGUCAGAACGGUUCUCAGAAGCCGAUUAAGCGCUGCCUGGUAAGUCGAUUGGGCGGCGAGUGUGUGUGUGGGAAACGAGCUUCUCUGCUAACGGUGUGGCACGUAGCCCUCGCCGGCGGCCCGGGCAGCGGCAAAUCCACCCUCGCCUCCGCCGUCGCAGACAAAGUCACCCAACAGCACGUCAAAUGCGGCGUCAUCUCCAUCGAAGGCUUCAUGAAACCCAAGUCCGCCUUCUCUUCUCCACAAGAGGUCCAGAAACGCGGCACGCUUGAGUCCUUCGACGGCGAUGCGGUGGUGGAGAUGUUCAAGACGCUGCGAGCGCGUGGGCCGGGGCAUGAGCUGCGUGUGCCUGCUUUUGACGAGGAGAAGGGGGAUCCGGUCCCGGAUGCUCAGUUGAUUGAAGCGGAUAGCGAAGCCGUUGUUUUUGAGGGGUUGUGGUUGCUUGCGGAUCGGGAGCCGUGGAAGCAGAUUGAGGAGUUUGUGGACGAGAAGUGGUAUAUCCACGUCCGGCCUGAGUUGACGCGGGAACGAGUGGCGUCACGGCGGGUACAGAAGGGCAUCUGUCGGAGUAUGGAGGAGGCGCUGAAGUCGUACGAUGAGUUUGAUGCCAAGAAUGCUGAGUUUAUGGACAAGAAUCGAUACCACACGGAUAUCAUCAUCGAGGCGAAUGAGGAGAUGGCGAUUCGGGAGGAUGAUGGGAAGUACCUGAAGUGA